AUGGACGCGACCAACGUGCUCGAAUCCCGCUACAUCGGCAGCCGAUGCCCCAGCGGCUACUACUACAGCAACGGAUACUGCUACCGCAGCAGCUGGUAUAGCUGGGGUCGCUGGGUCCUCGUCGGCGUCCUCAUCUUCUUCGCCCUCGUCUUCCUCUUCCUCUGCAGCUGCUGCGCUCGUCGCCGCGCGCGCAAGGGCGCCAAGCCCAUCUACGGCACCGGCUGGAUGGGCGGCAACAACAACAACCAAAACACCUACAACCAGGGCUACCCUCAGCAGAGCUACCCUCAGCAGGGCUACCCCCAGCAGGGCGGCUACGACUACAACCAGCAGCAGGGCUACCAGCCGCCCAACUACAACAGCCAGCAGCCCCAGAACACGGGCACCACGUUCAGCCCCAACGACGGCUACUACGGAAACCAGCAGCAGCACCAGUACGGCGCUCCCCAGCAGCCGCCCAACACGUACCAGCCCGAAGGCGGCUAUGCACCUCCCCCCGGUCCUCCUCCCACCAAAUAG
Messenger RNA from Cordyceps fumosorosea ARSEF 2679, 519 nucleotides. RefSeq names its product Chitin synthesis regulation, Congo red resistance, RCR protein. Lineage: Eukaryota; Fungi; Ascomycota; Sordariomycetes; Hypocreales; Cordycipitaceae. The transcript is spliced from 2 exons. The record is from RefSeq and is a predicted model, not a curated record. Gene Ontology annotation, biological process: vesicle-mediated transport. Bases 1 to 519 code for a protein of 172 amino acids. Gene Ontology annotation, cellular component: intracellular membrane-bounded organelle.